CCCAAAAAACAAAUACUUCUAAUACUCUUUGAAGUAAUUAGCAAAUUCUCUAGUCCUAAAAAAAAAUGACAUAUUUUGCAAUUUUCCUCCUUUUGUCUCUUUUUUCUAUCAUUUCUCAAGCACAAAUUGUCGAAGACUUUUGUGUCGCGGAUUACACUCUCCCUAGCGGUCCAGCAGGGUACUCUUGUAAAAAUUCCGCUAAAGUCACAUUUGAUGAUUUUGUUUUCACGGGGCUAAGUGCCCCGGGAGACACAAAAAACAUUUACAAGGCAUUCGUUACCCCGGCAUUUUCCUCCGAAUUUGCGGCCUUCAACGGUCUAGGGCUUGCCAUGGCCAGGUUAGACUUCGCCUUAGAUGGAGUUAUAGCGUUGCAUGUGCACCGUACCUCCGAGGUUCUUGUAUUGGCUCAAGGUGAAAUUAUUGCUGGAUUCAUUUCCACCAGUAACACAGCUUAUUACAAGAAACUCAAAGUUGGUGAUAUUAUGGUUUUCCCACAAUCACUCUUGCACUUCCAACUUAACGUUGGUAAAACUCCGGCGGUUGCAUUCGUUACCUUGAAUAGCGCGAAGCCGGGGCUUCAAUUCAUCGAUAAUUCUCUCUUUGCUGGGAAUUUCCCUACUGAUCUUGCGGUUAAAACCAUGCUUCUUGAUGAUAACCAAGUCAAGAAGCUUAAGAAGGCGUUUGGUGGUAAACAUUGA
Chenopodium quinoa (quinoa) is the source of this 698-nucleotide messenger RNA. RefSeq names its product auxin-binding protein ABP19a-like. The coding region runs from base 66 to 698 and encodes 210 amino acids. The transcript has a single exon. The record is from RefSeq and is a predicted model, not a curated record. Lineage: Eukaryota; Viridiplantae; Streptophyta; Magnoliopsida; Caryophyllales; Amaranthaceae. Gene Ontology annotation, molecular function: manganese ion binding. Gene Ontology annotation, cellular component: cell wall.